Rotaria sp. Silwood1 is the source of this 1398-nucleotide messenger RNA. Lineage: Eukaryota; Metazoa; Rotifera; Eurotatoria; Philodinida; Philodinidae. The record is from the annotation of a GenBank genome assembly.
AUGUCUACAAUCUCUUCUUUAUCGUCUAGUCAUCCGAUUGCAUUACAAUUUUCAACUUAUCCAAAUACUCAACUAGUCGUAUGUAUUAAUCCGUUACAUGAAUCUAAACAAGAUACUCUACCAACAUCAUUGAUUACACCAACAAGUUCAGACUUAUUUGAUAAUGAUGACAAAUCUUCUGACAAUAAUGUACAAGCAUUUAUUCUUCGACUUUGUCAUCAAAGAUCACGAUUAACACGAUUGUAUGAUUUAGAAAUCGAACAUCGACAAUCAACAUCACAAUUAAUUACUUUUCUUGAUAAAAUUGAUCAAUUACUUAAUGAAUAUGAAAAUCACAAAUCUAAUAAUCUAAUUACAGGCAAUCACACUAAAAUAUUUAUGCGAAAACUCAUAGUUUUUGUUUUUUCUGUUGAAUUUUCAGGUGAUACUACAAACACUAAUAAACCUCUAGAUGAUGAAUCAUAUUCAACCUAUUUUAAUGAUGUUUCUUCUCUCAAUGAUUCUAAUGACGUCGAUGCAAAUGAGUUACUUGUUGAACAAGCUUCAAAGCAAUCUGAAAGACUUUCAAAUAAAAUACAUGAUGACACAAUGAUUUAUGAGCAAAGUGCACAUGCAGAUUAUGAUGAUCAUUCUUAUUCAAAAAUAAGUCGAAAUAAUAAAUUGCCAACAAAAAAAUCCACAAUACUUCAACUUAAACGUUAUAAAUACGAAGGAUGUUGUCCAUUAACAACACGUACUUAUGGUCUUGAUCCAAUCAAACAUGGUAUUCGUCAUUUUCCAUGUACACGUGUUACAGCACCAAUUAAUCUUUAUAAACAUUUAAUACAAUAUCAUCAAUUAACACAUUCACCAACAAUGCAAAUUGUACGAUUACUUGCUGAUGAAAAUGAAGAAGGUGAUAUUGAUUUAUUUUCAUCUCAAUCAACAAGUCUUAUUGCAACACAUCCAACUGUUUAUCGUGCACAAUGUCCAUUAAAUCAAUAUGGAAAAUUUGGUAUUACAGCUGAACAUAGAAUUCGUUUAUGCACACAACCUAAUCAACCAAUUGGUGCACCAUUAAUUACACCAAAAGAUGUUUGUUUAUACGAUCAUUUUGUUGUAUAUCAUCAAAUGAAACGUUCAUGUGCUCAACGUUUAGCUGAAGCUAUUGUUAAAAAUAAAACUGAACCGGUGUUUCGUCCCGAUGAACAAUUAUUAAAUGAUACAUUCUACAUUCAAUGUCCUUUACGACAUCCGAAAGCUAUUUGUUGGAAAUCACCGAUCUCAUCUCGUCAUAUGGGUCAACAUUUAACUGGUAUACAUAAACUUGAUGGAAUAGCAAGACGUCAAAUAAUGAUGACACUUCGAAAACAACCAUCAUCAUCCGAUACAAAAUUACCUAAAACAACUUCUUUUUAA